Molecule: messenger RNA, 3152 nt
Organism: Diospyros lotus (date-plum)
Lineage: Eukaryota; Viridiplantae; Streptophyta; Magnoliopsida; Ericales; Ebenaceae
Product: ribonucleases P/MRP protein subunit POP1
Exons: 10
Coding region: 232-2871 (879 amino acids)
Biological process (GO): tRNA 5'-leader removal
Cellular component (GO): ribonuclease MRP complex; nucleolar ribonuclease P complex
Source: RefSeq, a predicted model, not a curated record
UUUAUCCGUGUCCCUCCCACCCAGUCCCAGGCAUAGGGUUUUUUUUUUGGCGCAAGCAAAGUUGCCGCCGUUCUAAUUCGAACAAGUUCGUCCUCAGUUACUUGUUGGUACUUCGACGAAGAAACCUCGGUGUGUUUGCGAAUAAGUUUCGCCGUCGUGACUCCGCCUUCUGAACAACGUAUUUGUCAGAUUAUUGGGGUUGUAGAGUUGGAGAAUGCUAUAGUGUUGAAUAUGGCUGUGGAUGGAAGCAAACAAUCUCGAGUCUCAGCGACUCCACUUCCUCCUCGGACGCUCAAUGUGCAGAAAUUUGCAGAAGCCAGAGCCUCUGAACUCGAGACCCUUCAUUCCAUUCUCGCGAAUCGUCUGGACAAUGAUUUCCGGUCUCGGAGAAACAAGAGGAGAAGAACGACCGGUUACGACAAUCGGGGCACGAAAAAUAGGAGCAGAAAGAGGCAAAAAUCAGGAGUAGUUGAUUUGGGCGGUGCUGUGGCGUCGGAGAAACAUGAGGGGAGGGUUCCUCCUCGUCGCAUUCGUCGGAGAAUUGAGCUUAGGAAGAAUCUCGAGAGUGGUUUUUCUACUUCAGGAGAUGGGACCAAGAGACUUAGAACGCAUGUUUGGCAUGCAAAGCGGUUUAAGAUGACAAAGCUGUGGGGUUUCCACCUCCCUCUGGGUUUGCAGGGCAGAGGAAAGGGUUCAAGGGCUCUCUUGAAGAGGUUCAGAGAUGGAGCAGUCAUUCAUGAUGCAAGCUACUAUGGUGCUGUCCAAUUAGAGGGUCCCCAGAAUUCAUUACUGGAGAUGCUAAGUACAAUACUUGUACCCUUUCAAUCAUCUAGACUGGAAGAUAUUUCCCAUUCUCUCUUAUCUGGUGCUACCUAUGGAAAUGCUAUGCUUCAUCAUGUUGAAGCACCCAUGUCUCCUGCAGUAGCUCCUGUGACCUAUAUGUGGCAACCACUCCAACAGCAGAGCGCACCUCAUGAGGAAUAUCAUAAUGCUGAUCAAUACAAAGAGCCACAGGGCGCUGGAGGUGGUGGUUUCUUUCGAAAGCUCUGGGUGUGGAUACAUGCUUCGGCUUUUGAUGAAGGAUAUGAUGUUUUAAAACUUGCUUGUCAGAAACAGUACCUUGUGCCAUUGAUUACCUCUCAGAUGGAUGAGGCUGGCAUCUUCUUAAAUUGCAUCUCACUUCAAGGUAAACUAGCAAAAUUGGAAGUUAUGGGUUCAAAGGCGUUUCAGCUUCUUCAAAAGAUACUGCAUCCUGUUACCAGUGUUGCAGAAAAUUCUUGUCAAUUACGUCGAUGUUUGAAUAUGGAGUCUGACACAGAGACUAGCCUUAAGAAGCUAACUGCUCUUCAAGAUGAACAUAAUAUUCCUUCCUCUGGAAUUAUUUCUCUUACCAUCAAGGAUCCCCGUGUUCUGCCUGAGAGGAAUGUUGGACUUGUACCUGAAAUAACUAGUACUAACAAGUUGGGUGAUAUGAGAGAAGAUGGUAAAAAUCUCAGUGCCUCUGGAGGGAUUCCAAUUAAGACUACAGAGUCACCUUCAUUAUCAUUAAUAAAACCUGAACAGAAUGCUGCUUUUCUGGGAAGCAUGGAUUUAUGGGAUGCAAGCAAAGGAAUUCCUCCACCAGUAGAAGAAAAUGUUAUUUGCAUGGAAAAGCAUCGACAGCAGCUGGCUUUCUUUUGCCUUGAUGACAAAAGUGCAGGAAAAGGAAAUGCUUCUGCUGAGGGACAGUUUUGUUCAUCAUGCCCUAUUAUGCUUUUGAAUGACAGUAACAAAAAGGGUUCAAUCAUAAGGUGGUCAAUCAUUCUCCCAUUAAGCUGGGUUAAAGUUUUCUGGGUUCUUCUCAUCUCUGGAGGUGCUCAUGCAAUUGGUUUGGGAGAGAAGCACUGGAUUGCCUGUGAUGUUGGAUUACCAUAUUUUCCUUCAGAUUUUCCUGAUUCCAGGGCAUAUUCUUCCUUUAUGGCAGCUAAAGCAGCUGAUUCUGAUGAAAAAGUUGGCCGUCGUCCUCCUUCCAUGAGACCUGUCAGUGUUCCCAUACCACCUCCAUGGGAAAGUGUUCGAUUUGCUUUUGAGAAAGAAUCAAGUACAUCUAAAGAUUCCCAGACUUAUUCUGAGGAACCAUAUGUCAUAAAUAUGGUCAAUGAGAAUGUGUUGGCAAACAUGCAUUGUGGAAAAGUUGACACCACAGCACUUAUCCAUCGUGUCUUUUUAUCUGAUGCCUUUGUAGCAAGGACGUCAAAUAUGCUGACUCAUUUUUUAAGAGAAAUCCAUGGUGACCAUUUAUUUUUGUUCCCCCAUGCACCUUUUAUGAAGAAUAAUAUUACCAAGUUCAUGAAGGAUAAUGACAUGCUUCUUCAGUUCCAAAAUGGGACUACCACUCAGAUAAGUAAUGGGCGAAGAUUAUGUUUCCUUAGAGUUAUUUUGCAUGCAUACGGAGGAGGUGUCUUUGAAGAAGGAGCUGCUGUUUGUGCACCUCAUUACUCUGAUAUAACAUUGUGGACAACCAGAUCAGACAGUGACAAGGAAAACCUUGAAAUGCCCGAGUCUUCUGUUAGAUCAUACUUUGAGCAGCAACCUUGUGGUAAAUGGGAGCUGCAGAUGCCCAAGGACCCCAUAUCCCGAGAGAGUUAUAGGUGGCCAAUUGGUUUUGUAACAACUGGAUUUGUUCGAGGAAGCAAGAAGCCCGCUGCAGAGGCAUUAUGCGAGGCAACCUUGCUUGCUCGUCUCAGAGAGAAGCAAUGGAAUGCGAUGCCAGUGAAGCAGAGGAGGAAGGAUGUAUACGUACUAGUCAGGAAUCUUAGAUCUACCGCAUGUAGGCUUGCUCUUGCGACGAUUGUCCUUGAACUACAAGGAGAAGACCUGGAGUUCAUGUAACCUACCCUGUAAAAUUUGAUGCAGUGAUGGCGGACGCCAACAUGUUAUUGCAGAAACCCGUCCUUACUAGCUAUCGUCUUACUUACAUGUACACACACACACACACACACACAGCCUUUAUGUUUGUAACAUUAGGAUGCAUAUUGAGGUCUGGCUGGCAAUAGAGUUCAAUGGGUCUAUGUCAGUCGAUCUGUGUUUAUGGUACCUAAAAGCUGGUUUGCCUUGAAAUUAUGUAGCAAAUUGACAAGGAAGGAAUUACUACAUGAAAUUGAAUAUUAGAA